Messenger RNA from Salvelinus namaycush (lake trout), 2415 nucleotides. Its product is annotated as protocadherin beta-16-like. NCBI's taxonomy places the organism in Eukaryota, Metazoa, Chordata, Actinopteri, Salmoniformes, Salmonidae. The transcript has a single exon. Gene Ontology annotation, molecular function: calcium ion binding. Bases 1 to 2415 code for a protein of 804 amino acids. Gene Ontology annotation, biological process: homophilic cell-cell adhesion. Gene Ontology annotation, cellular component: plasma membrane. The record is from RefSeq and is a predicted model, not a curated record.
AUGUCUGACAGAACAAUGACACGGCAAGUACUGUUGUUUAUCUCGGCUCUCUCUCUCAGUUCAGUGCACGGGCAGGUCAGUUACUCCAUUCCCGAGGAAAUGGCGAAAGGCUCUUUAGUUGGUAACAUAGCGCAGGAUUUGGGUUUAGAUAUCAAAAGACUGAAAUCAGGUAAAGCUCGUAUUUACACUGGAGACAGCGCAGAGUACAUCGAGCUGAAUAAAGAAAGGGGAGUUCUCCUCAUCAAAGAGAGAAUAGACCGUGAAGCACUCUGCGGACAGACGACGCCUUGCGCUGUUCAUCUACAGAUUACUCUGGAAGACCCGAUUGAAUUCUACAGUGUUACAGUCGAAAUCCAUGAUAUAAAUGAUAAUGCACCAAGCUUUAAGAAGAAUGAGAUGAAAUUUAGAAUUAGUGAAUCGGCAAUGGUCGGAGCAAAAUUUGUGUUGGAAAGGGCGAUGGAUCUUGAUGUUGGUGUAAAUGGCCUACAAAGUUAUUUGUUGAAACCAACCGAUAAUUUUCUUCUGAAGUUGCAAAAUCAACCAGACGGAAGCAAAAAGGUGGAGAUGGUGCUACAGAAACCUCUAGAUAGAGAAAAACAAGAGCAUCUUUUUUUAACUCUGACAGCUAUGGAUGGCGGCGACCCGCCGCUGUCCGGGACAAUGCAGAUAGAAAUAACCGUGCUAGACGCCAACGACAACGCGCCUGUUUUUACGCAAGAAAUGUACAAGGCAACCAUUACCGAGAAUGCUCCAAAAGGCACCGUUUUGAGUACCGUUAGCGCCAGUGAUGCCGAUGACGGUUUUAAUGGUAGAAUAUCAUAUUCAAUUACCAAUACUCUAGAUGAUGUUCCAGAAAUAUUUGAAAUAAACGAAGACAGUGGUAUUGUGGUUUUAUCAGGACACAUAGACUAUGAAAAAGCUCGACAUUAUGAAAUACAUGUACAAGCUAGUGAUGACGGAGGUCUGACUGAUUCUUGUAAAAUAAAUGUUGAAGUAGUUGAUACAAAUGACAAUAAACCAUCUAUUAACAUUAUGUCGAAAACAACUGCAAUAUCUGAAAAUGCUGAACCUGGAACAGUGGUAACCAUAAUUAAUGUACAAGACCCAGACUCUGGUGAUAAUGGCAGAGUGCAGUGCUCCAUAAAUGAAAACAUUCCUUUUGCGAUGAAAUUAACAUCGAAUACUUUCUUUACUAUAGUAACAGACAGUGACUUGGACCGAGAGAGAGCCCCUGAAUAUAACAUCAGUGUGACGUGCUCUGAUGAGGGAGUGCCCUCGCUCUCCAGCAGCGUCACUCUCACCUUACAGAUAUCAGAUGUGAAUGACAACGCGCCUCUCUUUGAGAGGAGCUCAUAUGAGGCCUACAUUAUAGAAAACAACACACCGGGCCUCUCUAUAUUCACAGUGAAAGCCAGAGACGCUGACUGGAACCAGAAUGCCCGUGUUUCUUACAUACUGGAGGAGUCCUCGGUUAACGGAGUGCCCGUCUCAUCAUAUGUGUCCGUUAGUGCUGAUAGUGGAGUCGUCCAUUCAGUGCGCUCUUUUGACUACGAGCAGAUCAGGGAUUUCCAGUUCCGUGUAAAAGCGCAAGAUGGAGGCUCUCCUCCUCUCAGUAGCAAUGUGACUGUGAAAAUAAUGAUCCAGGACCAGAAUGACAACGCGCCUCAGGUUCUGUACCCAGUCCAGACUAGCAGCUCUCUGGUGGCUGAAAUGGUGCCUCGUUCAGCAGAUGUGGGCUAUCUUGUCACUAAAGUGGUGGCUGUUGAUGUGGACUCUGGACAGAAUGCCUGGCUCUCGUAUAAACUGCAGAAAGCGACAGACAGGGCGCUGUUUGAAGUGGGCUUACAGAAUGGAGAAAUAAGAACUAUACGUCAAGUCAAUGAUAAAGAUGCUGUGAAACAAAGGCUCACUGUUGUAGUGGGGGACAACGGACAGCCCUCUCGAUCAGCUACAGUCAAUGUUAACGUGGCGGUGGCGGACAGCUUCCCUGAAGUGAUCUCGGAGUUCACUGACUUUACGCACGACAAGGACUACAAUGACAACCUGACUUUUUACUUAGUCUUGGCUUUGGCUGUAGUUUCAUUUCUGUUCAUCACAUGUUUAGUGGUUAUUAUAUCAGUGAAAAUAUACAGAUGGAGACAGUCUCGCACCCUCUAUCAUUCCAAUCUCCCGGUUAUUCCGUAUUAUCCACCGCGUUACGCAGACACUUUGGGGACAGGAACUCUACAGCACGUGUACAAUUACGAGGUGUGCAGGACGACUGACUCCAGAAAGAGUGACUGUAAGUUCGUCAGACCCUGUAGUCAGAACGUACUGAUAAAGGACCCCAGUUCUACAGGGACGAUGCAGCGGAUGCAGAGCGAAAAGAACAUCCUGGAUGAACCAGACUCCCCACUAGAGGUCUGUUACCUUUAA